This is a messenger RNA of Hibiscus syriacus, 898 nucleotides long. RefSeq names its product stem-specific protein TSJT1-like. The coding region runs from base 7 to 762 and encodes 251 amino acids. The transcript has 4 exons. The record is from RefSeq and is a predicted model, not a curated record. Lineage: Eukaryota; Viridiplantae; Streptophyta; Magnoliopsida; Malvales; Malvaceae.
GAAGAAAUGCUAGCGGUUUUCGACAAAUCGGUUGCCAAGAGCCCAGAUGCUCUUAAUUCUCCUGAUAACCAUCAGGAACUUUCUGCUCUCAAGAAUGGCUUCUUAGCUAACCACUUUGCCACUCUUUAUCCUGGUUCUGUCACCAUCAGUCUUGGCUCUUCUGGCGUUAUGGCUUAUUCUCUUGAAAAACAGAACCCACUUCUCCCCAGACUGUUUGUGGUUGUGGAUGACAUAUUUUGCUUGUUUCAAGGCCACAUUGAGAACAUUGCUGUUCUUAAGCAACAAUAUGGCUUGAACAAAACAGCAAAUGAGGGGAUCAUUGUAAUCGAAGCUUACCGAACCCUCAGAGACAGAGGUCCUUACCCUCCUGACCAGGUGAUAAGAGAUAUCCAGGGGAAGUUUGCUUUCAUUAUCUAUGAUAGCUCUUCAAAAGCCACAUUUAUAGCUUCUGAUGCUGAUGGAAGUGUACCUUUCUUCUGGGGAAUCGAUGCUGAAGGCAACCUUGUUCUUGCGGAUGAUGUGAAGACUGUCAAGAAGGGCUGUGGGAAGUCUUUUGCUCCAUUCCCGAAAGGGUGCUUCUUCACUUCUUCUGGAGGGUUAAAGAGCUAUGAACACCCCCUCAACGAGUUGAAGGCAAUGCCUCGGGUGGACAGUUCCGGUCAAGUUUGUGGCGCAACUUUCAGUGUGGACGUGGAUGCGAAGAAGGAAUCAUCUGGAAUGAAAAAAAUUGGAAGUGCUGCAAACUGGUCCACAAACUACUGAGCUUUAGAAAUGGUAUCAUGUUUGAAUUUGUGGGUUCCUAUUUUCAAACCAAGACAACAGUUUUAUGCAGUUUGCUUACACCAUUAACACUGAGCUUGACAUGCACCAUUACAUGAACUAAUAUUUCUAUCAUAAA